AUGAUGAGCAAUGGCGCGAAACGGACGGUGAUACAACUGGCCAGGAAUUAUCGUCUGUCUUCUUCAUCUUUAUCCUCUUCUCGAAUAGCGCAAUCGGGCUUUCGGCGGCGAUGUCUGUCGACGUCAACACCAGCAUCAACAUCAGAGAAGAGGGAAUGGUCGACACCGCUCGCGAAAACGUUAGCUGAGGCGAUCAAGACAACAGGUCCCAUCUCCAUCGCCGCAUUCAUGCGUCAAGUCCUCACCAACCCCGAUGGCGGAUACUACACGAGCACGCGCGAAAGCCGUGGCGGCGAUGUUUUCGGCAAGAAAGGCGACUUCGUCACCUCGCCGGAGAUCACGCAGGUUUUUGGCGAGCUCAUCGGCAUCUGGACGGUCGCGGAGUGGAUGGCGCAGGGGCGGCCGAGCAGCGGGGUGGAGUUGAUCGAGGUUGGGCCCGGGAAGGGGACGUUGAUGGAUGAUAUGUUGCGUACGUUUCGAAAGUUCAAGAAUUUCGCCUCCAGCAUCGAUGCCGUCUACCUCGUCGAAGCCAGUGCGUCACUCCGAGAGGUACAGAAGCAGCUCUUGUGCGGUGCAGAUGUGGCCCUGGAGGAGACAGACAUCGGACACAAGAGCGUCAGCAAGCAUCUCGGUGUGCCGAUAAUAUGGGUGGAGGAUAUCCGACUGUUACCUCAUAACGACAAAACCCCGUUUAUAUUCGCACACGAGUUCUUUGAUGCCCUGCCUAUCCAUGCCUUCCAAUCGGUCGCUCCCUCACCAGCAUCCAACAACCCUCAACAAGAGAUUAUGACCCCAACCGGUCCUGCGCCCUUACAUCAACCGCUGCAGAAGAAGCCUUCAGAAACGACGCCGCAGUGGCGGGAACUGAUGGUCUCGCUGAACCCGAAGGCAGUAGUGGAGAACAAGAAGGACGAGCCGGAGUUUCAACUGUCUCUCGCCAAGGCCUCCACGCCGUCGUCCCUCGUCAUACCGGAGAUAUCGGCGCGGUACAAGGCGCUCAAGUCGCAGCCGGGAUCGAUCAUCGAGGUCAGCCCCGAGAGUCGCAUCUACGCCGCUGACUUCGCUCGUCGGAUCGGUGGGUUCUCUCCCAGCGCUAACACGAGCACGGGAACGAGCACGAGGGCAGGUACUGCUGCUGCUGCUGCUACUACUACUGCCGCAGGAGUGAAGCCUGUCUCACCAGCAGCCAGCCCGUCUGGUUCAACAAGAAAAACCAAGCCGUCCGGGGCUGCUCUGAUCCUGGACUAUGGCACCGCCUCCACCGUCCCCGUCAACUCGCUGCGCGGGAUCCGGCAACAUACCAAGAUCUCCCCGUUCGCGUUUCCAGGCCAAGUCGACGUGAGCGCAGACGUAGACUUCACGAGUCUCGCGGAGGCGGCUAUCGAAGCGAGCGAAGGCGUCGAGGUCCACGGACCAGUCGAACAGGCCGACUUCCUGCGCGCGAUGGGGAUUGCGGAGCGAGCGGAACAACUGCUCAAGGAGACCAAAAACGAGGAAAAGCGAAAGACGCUGGAAAGCGGGUGGAAGAGACUUGUUGACAGGGGGCCUAAUGGUAUGGGUAAGAUAUAUAAAGCCAUGGCCAUCAUCCCUGAGAACGGCGGUCGGAGAAGGCCAGUAGGGUUUGGGGGGAGUGUCGAGGGAUGA
Messenger RNA from Rasamsonia emersonii CBS 393.64, 1644 nucleotides. RefSeq lists its product as uncharacterized. The transcript has 4 exons. The coding region runs from base 1 to 1644 and encodes 547 amino acids. Gene Ontology annotation, cellular component: mitochondrion. The record is from RefSeq and is a predicted model, not a curated record. Gene Ontology annotation, biological process: mitochondrial respiratory chain complex I assembly. Gene Ontology annotation, molecular function: protein-arginine omega-N symmetric methyltransferase activity. Lineage: Eukaryota; Fungi; Ascomycota; Eurotiomycetes; Eurotiales; Trichocomaceae.